AUGCGUGAAAUUGUUCAUAUUCAAGCUGGCCAAUGUGGUAAUCAAAUUGGUUCAAAGUUUUGGGAAGUUAUCUCAGAUGAGCAUGGAAUUGAUCCACUUGGACAGUAUCAUGGUGAUAGUGAUUUACAAUUGGAACGUAUCAAUGUUUAUUAUAAUGAGGUACAAAAACAACGAUAUGUACCAAGAGCAAUUUUGGUAGAUUUAGAACCCGGAACAAUGGAUAGUGUACGUGCUAGUUCAUUUGGGCAACUUUUUCGACCUGAUAACUAUGUUUUUGGUCAAAGUGGAGCAGGUAAUAACUGGGCCAAAGGUCACUAUACUGAAGGAGCGGAAUUGGUUGACAGUGUUUUGGAUGUAAUUCGUAAAGAAGCUGAAGCAUGCGAUUGCUUACAAGGUUUUCAAUUUACUCAUUCAUUGGGUGGUGGUACCGGUUCCGGCAUGGGUACACUACUAAUAUCAAAAAUUCGUGAAGAAUAUCCGGAUCGUAUUAUGACAACUUUUUCUGUGGUUCCUUCUCCAAAGGUAUCGGAUACCGUAGUAGAACCAUACAAUGCUACGUUAUCAGUACAUCAAUUAGUUGAAAAUACCGAUGAAACAUUUUGUAUUGAUAAUGAAGCACUUUACGAUAUCUGUUUCAGAACAUUGAAGUUAACAACUCCAACAUAUGGUGAUUUGAAUCAUUUGGUUAGUGCAACAAUGAGUGGUGUCACAACAUGUCUAAGAUUUCCUGGACAAUUAAAUGCUGAUCUACGUAAAUUAGCCGUUAAUAUGGUACCAUUUCCACGGUUGCAUUUUUUUAUGCCCGGUUUUGCGCCACUUACUUCUCGAAGUAAUCAACAGUAUCGUGCUAUUACGGUAGCUGAAUUAACCCAGCAAAUGUUUGAUGCAAAAAAUAUGAUGGCAGCAUGUGAUCCACGACAUGGACGUUAUCUUACAGCAGCUGCAAUCUUUCGUGGUAGAAUGUCAAUGAAGGAUGUUGAUGAACAAAUGUUGAAUAUACAAAAUAAAAAUUCUGCAUACUUUGUUGAUUGGAUUCCGAAUAACGUGAAAACAGCCGUAUGUGAUAUACCGCCACGUGGACUUAAAAUGGCUGCCACGUUUAUUGGUAAUUCAACGGCAAUUCAGGAACUGUUUAAACGUGUUUCCGAACAAUUCACAGCAAUGUUUCGACGAAAAGCAUUUUUGCAUUGGUAUACUGGUGAAGGAAUGGAUGAAAUGGAAUUUACGGAAGCUGAAAGUAAUAUGAAUGAUUUAGUUUCUGAAUAUCAACAAUAUCAGGAGGCAACUGCUGAUGAAGAAUUAGAUGAAAUGAUUGAACAAGCAGAAACAGAAUAA
Molecule: messenger RNA, 1335 nt
Organism: Brugia pahangi
Lineage: Eukaryota; Metazoa; Nematoda; Chromadorea; Rhabditida; Onchocercidae
Source: the annotation of a GenBank genome assembly